GGCACGCGAUUUGUAGGCGCGCGCGCCGGGAAAAUCAUUCGAUCGCAUCGACCGCUUGGGUCGAACGUCGUCCAAUCGGAAAGUGUCAUCAGAACUUCUUUUUUUAAUUUCGCCAACCGACCGAUGUUUUAAAAAAUUGUUCCGUAUGAAUGAAGUGACUGUGCAAUGAAACGUCAUGAAAAAUAUAUUAAGGAUCUAGUGUAUAAUAACUGAUAACAAAAUGAGAGGGGGCCUUAGAAACUUUUCGCGGACAAUCUGAAGAUGUUAUUUAACAUGUGGGAAAGCGUUUUAUUAUUUAAAAAGACUAUACCGACAUUCGAAAUGCUGUGAUUUAAAUUGUAUAAAAUAAUCUCAUUGGUGUAUUUUUUACGCGAGAACUUGGUUCGAAAGAUAUACAAAAACCAGUCAAGAUGAUGUCUAAAAAGCAAUUAGCGUGUAUGCUCGCACUGCACAUCGUGUAUCUAUUAGUCGGUGCCAGCAUAUUCUAUCACAUCGAGAGCCCCCUGGAGUUGGCACAGAGAGCAGAAGAAAAACUAGAAAGACUUGAAAUCCAAAAUCUUCUCUAUGAAAAUUACAUUCCGAAUGAUCCUGAUAAACAAGACAGCAUACUACGAAAGUUAUCCGAGUACUGCGGGAAGUCCAUGUUCAACUAUACAACUGAAGAUGCUGAACCUCCAUUCAAAUGGGACUUCUACCAUUCUUUCUUCUUCUCUUACACCGUCGUUAGUACUAUAGGAUACGGCAACUUAGCACCAACUACACACCUUUCAAGAAUUCUGAUGAUAUUUUAUGGUUUGUUCGGGAUCCCUAUCAAUGGUAUCCUAUUAGCAAACCUUGGUGAAUAUUUUGGAAUGCAGCUCAUUUCAGUUUAUCGAAAAUAUAAAAGAAAAAAUGAGAAACGGGCGGACAAGUUAGACUACUUCUUCCACAACCUCGGUAUGCUUGGACAGAUCUUCCUCUACCUCGUUCCGGGAUUUCUCUUCUUUAUUUUCUUGCCGGCGUGUAUUUUUGUCGUCUUCGAGGGCUGGGAUUACGUCGCUGGGAUUUAUUACGCCUUUGUAACCUUAACUACUAUUGGAUUUGGUGAUAUAGUUGCAGGAACUGUCAACAAUGGUUUCAAGUCCGGCUAUUACUUGGCAUACCACAUAUUUCUCAUCAUCUGGAUUACAUUUGGCCUUGGGUACAUUGCAAUGCUUCUUGGUUUUAUCACGAGCGGGAUGAGAAGUGAACGAGUACACAGAUUAGAACAAAAAUUCGCAUAUCAAUUGAAGUCUACACAAAGCAAAAUCUUACAAGGAUUUACAAGAGAUAUAGCCGUUAUCAGGAAAAUAAUUAACGAGGCUAAUUUACUAAAAGUAAAGCCUGUAUACGUCGAAACUGCUCCACAUUUAUAUAGAAGUGCAAGUUGCCCUAUUCUAACAUUUGAUAUUGUACCGAGAGACCCUGUUGUUAAAAGAAAACGUGCUAAUUCUGAAAAUAUUCAACUAACUGCCAAAGACAUGCUUCGUAUUCAGUCAGAUACUGAUCUUCUUGGUAUUGACAAAGAAAAAACAUUUACGGCAUCGGCUAUUGUUAAGCCUGUUGAAUUACUUGCCAGGGUAGUGAAUGUUUUAGGUGGAUUUGAGGCCCAACGUCAAGGCAGAGGAAUCAAUAUAUUUGAUGACGAACAAAUUUUAGCAAGUGAACAACCACCACUUUUUACUAUUGGUAAAGAAUAUUUAUCCAGCGCUCCCAUGAGAACCAGGGCUCUAAGUGUAGCGGUACCAAACUAUAGAAAAGAAUCAGUGUCAAGGUUAGACCAUGAUUUCACAUGGACUAAUGGUGAUACAGCUGAAAAAUAUAGAAAAGAAGCUAAUAUACGAAGUGGAAAGCUAUCAUUACCUGCUACUGUAGCAACUAACGAAGAAAAUCAGCCAAGAAGUUUAUUCGCACGAUUAUUCAGAAAAACAAGUUCAAGUGAAAGUCCUGCUGAAUAUAUUAAAAAUACCAUGAAAGGCAGAGUCAGCAGUGCUCAAGGCUCUUCAGAAAAUGUAAAAGAGAAGUCACGGCGAGGAAGCAUUUUUCCUACUUUCGGUAUCGGAGAAGAAGAAAAAAGUGAUUUAGAUUCAUAUAAAGAAAAAACAAAACGUGGGCGUUACAGCAUUUUCCCCACAUUCGAUUUCUCAGAUGAUGAAGAUAGAGCUGCUGCCAUGACAGCUCAACAAAAACCAAAACGACACAGUAUAUUCCCAACUUUUGAUUUUAGUGAAGACGAAGACGUGAUUGCUGCUAGAGCAUACAGAGAAAAGACAAAAUCUGGUAGGCAUAGCAUAUUUCCUACAUUUGAUUUUAGUGAUCCUGACGAUGACGCAAAUCGUUAUAAAGAACGUACAAGAAGAGGUAGGCAUAGUAUUUUUCCGACAUUUGACUUUAGUGAUCCAACUAGUAAUGACGACGAUACUGUAGACGAGGAUGAGAUACAAAAAUACCAACAUCGUACUCGAAGAGGUCGGCUUAGCUUACUUCCUACAUUUGGCAAAACUAAGAAGAGUGAUGACGACACGAUGCCGGAAAGUUCGGAUGAAUUAGUUAACUAUAAGGAAAAAACACGUCACGGUCGCAGAAGUCUAUUUCCUUCAUUUGGUAAUAGCAGAAAAAUUAGCACGCCAGAACAUUGUACUAGUGACCUUGAAAGUAGCAUUAAACAAUACCAAAAGCAAACGAAAAUGGGUCGAAGUAGUUUAUUUGCAGGUGACAUUAAAAGUUAUAGACAAGCUACAGAGGGUGGUCGUGGUAGUCUAUUCUCUAAUGAUUUAGAUAAUUACAGAAAUAGAACUAGUGGUGGUCGGCCUAGUUUAUUCGACCCUGAUGUUAACAUAUCAAAUCUUCCCGAAUCAGAACAAGUAGAAGUAUUGGAGAACACAAGUGUUGCAGAUUUACUUCGUGCAUUGGCGGUUAUAGAUACAGUUACUGCUCAAAAUUCAGAAGAACAAAGUAUCGGUGAAAGUAGUACAAGGAGACGUGGAUCGCUUAGGCCUGAUUUCAAUCUACCCCCAGUACCUAGCAGAGGAGAUUUUGAAGAAUCCACUGGUCCUAGAAGAAGAAGAAUUUCAGUUCGAGCCGCGGCUCCUCAAUUUACGCCAACUUUAGCUACAGUCGUAGCUGGGGCUGAAUUGCAAAUAACGGCAGCAGCACAGAGAGAAAAUCGAAUGACAAUGUUGAUGCAACCACCUCCUCCGUACUCGGAAAGUGCAAGCGAAGUUCCACCACCAAGAACUAGAAGAUAUUCGCCAGCACCUGUGGACUCCAACAGAUCUGGAACGGCUCCAGUGCCUAGACUUUUUUCGCGAAUUAGAAAAGAAAGUAGUUCAAAUAUGGAAGAAAACUCAAGGCGAAAUAGUUUAACGGAUAUUGUUAUUGAUAGUAAUAAAAAUAAAUCGUAAACCAGUGCCUUUGAUACCAUAGUGCAAUUAAUAGUUGUUAAGUGUUUAAUUUAUUGAUUAAUCUAAGAAGCCGUCCAGCGCUUACACUGCGUUCUAGUUGUAUUCUAUUGUCAUUCCUUUUUUAAUAUUAAAUAUAUAUGAAUUAAUUUA
Messenger RNA from Vanessa atalanta (red admiral), 3572 nucleotides. RefSeq lists its product as uncharacterized. Gene Ontology annotation, biological process: potassium ion transmembrane transport; stabilization of membrane potential. Bases 411 to 3422 code for a protein of 1003 amino acids. Gene Ontology annotation, molecular function: potassium ion leak channel activity. Gene Ontology annotation, cellular component: membrane. The record is from RefSeq and is a predicted model, not a curated record. Lineage: Eukaryota; Metazoa; Arthropoda; Insecta; Lepidoptera; Nymphalidae. The transcript has 6 exons.